Molecule: messenger RNA, 2368 nt
Organism: Petromyzon marinus (sea lamprey)
Lineage: Eukaryota; Metazoa; Chordata; Hyperoartia; Petromyzontiformes; Petromyzontidae
Source: RefSeq, a predicted model, not a curated record
AUGGCGGUGGUGGUGGCUCGCUACGACUACACGGCCGGCCGCCCAGACGAGCUGUCGCUGGCCAGGGGUGCGCGCAUCGCCGUGACGGACAAGUGCAGCGACGGCUGGUGGCGCGGCCACCUGCCCGGCGGCGCCACGGGAUGGUUCCCCGGGAACUACGUCGCUCACAGCGCGUCGGCGGACGCCGCGGACGCCGCGGACGACGCGGCCGCAGCCACCGGCACCGCGGCUACCGGGAGCGGCGGAGGAAAUGUGCUGGAGGUGGUGCUGGCCAAGUACCCGUUCAGCGCCAGCAGCAGCGAGGAGCUGAGCUUUGGGCUGGGCGAGCACCUGGAGGUGCUGGACAAGCCUCUCGACGACCCAGAGUGGUGGCACUGCCGGAGGGCCGAUGGAGCCACGGGGAUGGUUCCACGCAACUACGUGCGGGGUGGCUGGGACGCCUCCGCCGGCCCCACACGGUUGCUAUCGGCGACACAAUCGGCGGUGCCGCACUUCCACGGGGACCCCCACAAUGGCACGGAUGCCGGGCGGACCCACAACCACCAGCACCACCACCAGCAGCUACAGCAGCGGCGGCAGCAGCAGCAGCCGCCCCCGCGGGGUGCCGUCAGCCGAUUCCCGGGCCGGCCGUGGUACCGGGCCUCCAUGAGUCGCCACAUGGCGGAGGCAGCGCUGAACGAGCGGGGGGAGAACGGAGACUUUGUCGUCCGCAACUCGGAGUCCUCGCCCAGCGACCUGUCGCUGUCUGUGAGGGCGGCGGGCAGGAAUCGCCACUUCAGGGUGGGCACGGCGGGGGGCGUCUUCGGCGUCGGGCAGCGCCUCUUCGGCUCCAUGGACGCUCUCGUCGAGCACUACGGCAGGGCCGCCCCCAUCUUCACGGGCGGCGGCGGCGAGAGGUUCUACCUCGUCAGGCCGCUACCGUGAUGCUCGUCGACUGACGCUGGGCGAUGGGUACGGGGCGUGGGGUGACGCCUGCUAGCGAUGAUUUCCACGGCGGCGUUGAGGUCUCCCGCGUCCCAGCAGCGCGUGAUAGCAAGCCCCUGGGCAGUUGCUUCGUCACUGAGAAUUUCCAACCGAGGGCAGUCGGUGGCAUUGAUGCACGGUGUCUCUCGGGGUGCCAAUGAAUGGACUGACAUUGGGCGAUGGGUACAGGGCGUGGGGUGACGCUUGCUAGCGAUGAUUUCCCGGCGACGUUGAGGUCUCCCGCGUCCCAGCAGCGCGUGAUAGCAAGCCCCUGGGCGGUAGCUUCGUCACUUGAGAAUUUCGAACCGAGGGCAGUCGGUGGCAUUGAUGCACGGUGUCUCUCGGGGUGCCAAUGAAUGGACUGACGCUGGGCGAUGGGUACCGGGGCGUGGGGUGACGCUUGCUAGCGAUGAUUUCCCGGCGACGUUAAGUCUCCCGCGUCCCAGCUGCGCGUGAUAGCAAGCCCCUGGGCGGUAGCUUCGUCACUGAGAAUUUCGAACCAAGGGCAGUCGGUGGCAUUGAUGCACGGUGUCUCUCGGGGUGCCAAUGAAUGGACUGACAUUGGGCGAUGGGUACAGGGCGUGGGGUGACGCUUGCUAGCGAUGAUUUCCCGGCGACGUUGAGGUCUCCCGCGUCCCAGCAGCGCGUGAUAGCAAGCCCCUGGGCAGUUGCUUCGUCACUGAGAAUUUCCAACCGAGGGCAGUCGGUGGCAUUGAUGCACGGUGUCUCUCGGGGUGCCAAUGAAUGGACUGACAUUGGGCGAUGGGUACAGGGCGUGGGGUGACGCUUGCUAGCGAUGAUUUCCCGGCGACGUUGAGGUCUCCCGCGUCCCAGCAGCGCGUGAUAGCAAGCCCCUGGGCGGUAGCUUCGUCACUUGAGAAUUUCGAACCGAGGGCAGUCGGUGGCAUUGAUGCACGGUGUCUCUCGGGGUGCCAAUGAAUGGACUGACGCUGGGCGAUGGGUACCGGGGCGUGGGGUGACGCUUGCUAGCGAUGAUUUCCCGGCGACGUUAAGUCUCCCGCGUCCCAGCUGCGCGUGAUAGCAAGCCCCUGGGCGGUAGCUUCGUCACUGAGAAUUUCGAACCAAGGGCAGUCGGUGGCAUUGAUGCACGGUGUCUCUCGGGGUGCCAAUGAAUGGACUGACAUUGGGCGAUGGGUACAGGGCGUGGGGUGACGCUUGCUAGCGAUGAUUUCCCGGCGACGUUGAGGUCUCCCGCGUCCCAGCAGCGCGUGAUAGCAAGCCCCUGGGCGGUAGCUUCGCCGCGUGUUGGUUCAGGCGAUAGACGGCUGUUUUGAAGAGGGAGAGACGGGGCUGGAAAACGAAUGCCGGCCAAAGUUGGACCGCUGUCGUCAAAGGGAAACAAAGACAAAGAUCCCCCGUGUAGCCUCUAGCAGACUACUGGGGC